GUAUCAGAUUUUAUUUAAACAGAGUGUAGGAACAGAGGAUGUCUUCUUUGGGAUGAGCAGGAAAGAUCCCUCCACAGCCUGCUGUGAAGAUAUAGUGGUUAAAAUCAAGCUGCCAGAGACAAAGUACUCAGACAUCACAUUAGAUAUCCGGGACAAGAUUCUUGACCUUCGAACUCCCAAAAAGAAGCUGCUGCUGCACCUCCCCUACCAGGUAGACAGCGAGAAUGGUAAAGCCCGUUUUCUCUCUGAAGAAGAGACCUUGGAAGUCACUUUGAGAGCAUCAAAGCAGUUUGAUUUCAUAAAUUUUGCCUGA
Molecule: messenger RNA, 313 nt
Organism: Merops nubicus (carmine bee-eater)
Lineage: Eukaryota; Metazoa; Chordata; Aves; Coraciiformes; Meropidae
Gene: DNAAF6
Product: PIH1 domain containing 3
Exons: 3
Biological process (GO): axonemal dynein complex assembly; flagellated sperm motility
Cellular component (GO): cytoplasm
Molecular function (GO): dynein intermediate chain binding; protein-folding chaperone binding
Source: RefSeq, a predicted model, not a curated record